Messenger RNA from Suncus etruscus (white-toothed pygmy shrew), 2287 nucleotides. RefSeq names its product cleavage stimulation factor subunit 2 tau variant-like. The transcript has 2 exons. Gene Ontology annotation, molecular function: mRNA binding. Gene Ontology annotation, cellular component: mRNA cleavage and polyadenylation specificity factor complex. Gene Ontology annotation, biological process: mRNA 3'-end processing. The record is from RefSeq and is a predicted model, not a curated record. NCBI's taxonomy places the organism in Eukaryota, Metazoa, Chordata, Mammalia, Eulipotyphla, Soricidae. The coding region runs from base 1 to 2154 and encodes 717 amino acids.
AUGAGCAGGCCUGAACAGUACUUAGACUAUGCACGCUUCAGCCAGAUCUCGCGAGACCGCUUCUCCGCGAUUCCCGCGGUAAAGCCGGCGCCGCCAUCUUUACUGAGGACAAACCCCCACCUACCCUUCCCGGGCGGUCUUGAGUUCGCUGAAUACAAACCAAAGUUCUCGCGGUCCGCGGAGAAGCCGGAACCAUUUCGGCACAGCACCGGAACGCACGUUUCCCACCCGAACGGGGAGCACCACUUCCGCCGCAGACCGGAAGCGGAGGGCGGGCGAGAGGACGCCGCUCGCGGAGGCAAGAUGUCGAGCCUGGCGGUGCGAGACCCCGCCAUGGAGCGCUCCCUGCUCUCGGAGGUGGGCUCGGUGGUGAGCUUCCGCCUGGUGUCCGACCGCGAGACGGGCAAGCCCAAGGGCUACGGCUUCUGCGAGUACCAGGACCAGGAGACGGCGCUGAGCGCCAUGCGCAAGCUCAACGGCCGCGAGUUCAGGGGGCGCGCCCUGCGCGUGGACAACGCGGCCAGCGAGAAGAACAAGGAGGAGCUCAAGAGCCUGGGCCCCGCCGCGCCCGUCCUCGACUCGCCCUACGGGGACCCCAUCGACCCCGAGGACGCCCCCGAGUCCAUCACGCGCGCCGUGGCCAGCCUCCCGCCCGAGCAUAUGUUCGAGCUCAUGAAGCAGAUGAAGCUCUGCGUGCAGAACAGCCACCAGGAGGCCCGCAACAUGCUGCUGCAGAACCCGCAGCUGGCCUACGCCCUGCUCCAGGCCCAGGUGGUGAUGCGCAUCGUGGACCCCGAGAUCGCCCUCAAGAUCCUGCUCCGCAAGGUCCACGUCACGCCUCUCAUCCCAGGCAAAAACCAGCCCGUCUCCGGGCCCGGACCCGGCCCUGGACCCGGACACGGCCCUGGCCCUGGCCCUGGGCCCAGUCUUGGGCUCUGUCAGGCUCCUGGGGUGCUGCUCAGUCAACCGAAUCCGUCUGCGCCUCAGCCCCAACAUCUGGCUCGAAGGCCUGUGAAGGAUAUUCUGCCUCUCAUGCAGACCCCCAUUCAAGGAGGCAUCCCCGCUCCCGGGCCCAUGCCAGCUGCCGUCCCCGGACCCGGGCCUGGACCUGGUCCCGGCGCUCUCACUCCUGGCAGGGCGAUGCAACCCCAAGUUGGAAUGCCAGGGGUGGUGGGGCCGGUGCCCCUGGAGCAUGGGCAAGUGCAAGUGCAGGUGCAGAUGGCGGAUCCCCGAGCCCCCAUGCCCCGUGGACCCAUGGCUGCCGGCGGCCUCCCACCUCGAGGACUGUUGGGAGAUGCGCCCAAUGACCCACGUGGAGGGACUUUGCUUUCCGUCACCGAAGAGGAGCCCCGAGUCUACUUGGGCCCCCCACAUCAGGGGCCCCCCAUGCGCCAUGCCUCUGGGCAUGACGGCCCCUCGGUGCAUGAGAUGAGAGGAGGCCCGAUGGCAGAUCCCAGGCUGCUCAUUGGGGAGCCCCGUGGGCCCAUGCUCCAUCAGAGAGGUCUACCAAUGGAUGGCACAGGUGGCAGAGAUACCAGAGGUCUGGAGGUGCCUGCUCUGGAGACUGAGGUGUUGGAGAGCCGCGUGAUGGAAGGGAGAGGAAUGGAGACCUGCGCCCUGGAGAACAGAGCCAUGGAAGCCAGAGCGAUGGAAGCACGAGCGAUGGAAGGCAGAGGAAUGGAGAUCAGGGGCCCUGUUCCCACUUCAAGAGACCCCAUGACUGGUGGAAUUCAGGGUCCUGGACCCAUUAGUAUGGGGGCAGGUCGUCCUCAGGGGCCCAGACAGGUCCCCAAUAUUGCUGCGGUGGGCAAUCCUGCAGCUGCCAUGCAAGGAGCUGUCCUGCAGGGCCCUGGCAUGCAGGGGGCAAGCAUCCAGGGAGCUGGUAUGCAGGGAGCAGGCUUACAGGGAGUUGGCAUGCAAGGAGGAGGCAUGCAGGGGGCUGGUAUGCAGGGAGCUGGUAAGCAAGGUGGAGGCCAGCCCAGCAGUUUUAGCCCCGGGCAGAGCCAGGUAACUCCACAGAAUCAAGAAAAGGCAGCUUUGAUCAUGCAGAUUCUACAACUUACCGCUGAUCAGAUUGCCAUACUGCCUCCAGAACAAAGGCAGAGUAUCCUGAUCUUAAAGGAGCAGAUCCAGAAGUCCACUGGGGCUUCUUGAAAGGGCUUAGAGAAUACUUGACAGUAGGCCCCAAAGUUUUUUCUGUAGUAUGGAAAAUGGGCGCAGAUAGCUAACUUGAAUGAUUAGUGGUAUUCCACAGUUCAAAACUUAAUCUCAUUUUUUUAAUUGGUUU